UAUAAAAAAGUUACAUGUAUGAUUGACCUUAAUACAGUCUGACAUUUCAACUAGAUUACAAAAAUAGGAAAACUCAGGAAAAUGCACUUUCUCUAUAUCCGCGUCCUAAUCUCUGGAUAUUGUGGCGCGCCCGGUGCUGUGCGCUACCCAUCCUAUCCUGCAACACUUGUUAUAAUCCCCGCAGAAAAUUUCCUGGAAAGUUUGAUUACGUUAAAUAAAACCGUCUCUUUUUGUUAGACAGUCCAUAUCCUGUAAAAAUAAUAAAAAAGGUAUGGUUAGUAUUUGAAUACACAGCAGACAAAAAAGUUGGCUAGAAUGUAUUUUGUUCUCCAGGUUGUCAUCGCAUUUAUAACAUUCAUCCGCAGCAGUACUUCAGAGAGCGCACAAUGUGUGGACAGUGUCUACGUCUGUUGUACGAAUUACUUUGAAGUCAAUGGAACCUGUAAAGAAUGUCCCGCUGGAACAAUGGGACCCAACUGUAGCAUCCCGUGCCCCCCGGGUUACCAUGGACGGCUCUGUCUGUGGGAUUGCGACUGUUCCAAGGACCAGUACUGUGACCCAGUCAGUGGCUGUAAACAAACCACUGUCAGGAUCUGGCGCCAUGUUGUUACAGCAAACGACUCCACUACAACUCACAUACGUCAUCUUCCAGCGGCCUACCAUAUGGACAACAUGACCCCAUGGACUGUGCAAGGAGACUUACGUGUAAUACGGAGUGACGUCGCUUUCUCUUCCAUUGGGUUCUUGUUGGUUCUCAUAGCAGCAGUGGGAAUUAUUUUUUACAAAUCCAGCUGGCGCAUUAGUCGUGAUGGGACACAUUUGCUUCGAUUCCAGCUGGCGCGUAAGAAAAGCGGUGAAAAAGAGCACGGUGGGAUUGGAGCAGACCAAACACACCUUGCCUCUGCAGACUUCAACAGCAGGACGGUAAUCGAAGGAUGUCACCCCGUGUAGGUGAAGACUUCAGGCUUGAUCGAAAGUCUCAAAACUCGUUUACAAGAACUCAACAAAUAGGAAUUGUUUCAAACGCCGC
Molecule: messenger RNA, 1030 nt
Organism: Magallana angulata
Lineage: Eukaryota; Metazoa; Mollusca; Bivalvia; Ostreida; Ostreidae
Exons: 7
Coding region: 316-951 (211 amino acids)
Source: RefSeq, a predicted model, not a curated record